Messenger RNA from Perca flavescens (yellow perch), 1857 nucleotides. It is a transcript of the gene anapc7, whose product is annotated as anaphase promoting complex subunit 7. Gene Ontology annotation, cellular component: anaphase-promoting complex. The record is from RefSeq and is a predicted model, not a curated record. The coding region runs from base 134 to 1831 and encodes 565 amino acids. The transcript is spliced from 11 exons. Gene Ontology annotation, molecular function: protein binding. Lineage: Eukaryota; Metazoa; Chordata; Actinopteri; Perciformes; Percidae. Gene Ontology annotation, biological process: positive regulation of mitotic metaphase/anaphase transition; protein ubiquitination; cell division.
CAGCAUUAUGCGGAAGGAAGGUUGCUCGGCGCCAUAUUUAAUACAUCAAAAGCUAGCUAGAAUUGACGUGUUUACAAGCCCAAACUUUUAACUUGAGACGGAAAACUAAAGCAAGCCCUCAACUUAAUCAAAAAUGAAUGUUAUAGAUCACGUACGGGAUAUGGCUGCCGCUGGCCUUCACUCUAAUGUUCGGAUAAUGAGUAGUUUGUUGCUAACGAUGAGUAAUAACAACCCGGAGCUGCUCUCGCCGACCCAGAAGUACCAGUUGUUGGUUUACCACGCUGAUUCCAUCUUCCAUGAUAAGGAGUAUCGUAAUGCCGCCUGCAAAUACAGUAUGGCAUUGCAACAGAAGAAGGUGCUCAGCAAAACGUCUAAAGUCCGUACUUCUACUGGUGGCGCUGCAUCUACCAUACAGGCACAGAGUUUGCCCUCCGAAAUUGAGGUAAAGUACAAGAUUGCUGAAUGCUACACCAUUUUGAAACUGGAUAAAGAUGCCAUUGCAGUGCUGGAUGGGAUCCCGUCCAGACAGAGGACUCCAAAGAUCAAUAUGAUGCUAGCUAACCUGUACAGGAAAGCUGGUCAGGAGCGCUCUGCAGUGACGAGCUACAAAGAGGUCCUCCGACAUUGUCCCCUCGCCCUGGAUGCAAUCAUUGGUCUUCUCUCUUUAUCAGUCAAAGGAGCUGAAGUGGCAUCCAUGACAAUGGAUGUGAUCCAGAGCAUCCCCAACCUGGACUGGCUCUCCGUUUGGAUCAAAGCAUAUGCCUUCAUACACGCCGGGGACAAUCAAAGAGCCAUCAACACCAUUUGCUCUCUUGAAAAAAAGUCUCUGUUGCGGGACAACGUGGACCUCCUGGUGAGCCUGGCGGAUGUCUACUUUAGGGCAGGUGACACCAAGAACGCCAUCCUGAAAUUUGAACAAGCCCAGAUGCUGGACCCGUACCUCAUCAAAGGGAUGGAUGUUUAUGGCUACCUGAUGGCCCGCGAAGGACACCUGGAGGACGUUGAAGUCCUGGGGGGGCGAUUGUUUAACAUCUCAGACCAGCAUGCAGAACCCUGGGUCAUCUCAGGUUGUCACAGCUUUUAUAGCAAGCGUUACUCCAGAGCCCUGUACCUGGGAGCGAAGGCCAUCCAGCUGAACAGCAACAGUGUCCAGGCUCUCCUCCUGAAGGGGGCAGCCCUGCGGAACAUGGGUCGUGUUCAAGAAGCCAUCAUCCAUUUCAGGGAGGCCAUGCGCUUGGCUCCCUGCAGGCUCGACUGCUACGAAGGUCUGAUUGACUGUUACCUGGCGUCCAAUGGGAUUCGAGAGGCUAUGGGGAUGGCCAAUAACAUCUAUAAGACUCUGGGGGCCAAUGCACAAACUCUGACCAUCCUUGCCACGGUGUGCCUGGAGGACCCGGUGACUCAGGAGAAAGCCAAAACCCUGCUGGACAAAGCUCUGGCCCAGAGACCCGACUACACCAAGGCUGUGGUCAAGAAGGCCGAACUGCUCAGUCGGGAACAGAAACACGACGAAGGGAUUGCUCUCCUCCGGAACGCCCUGGCCAAUCAGAGUGAUUGUGUCCUGCACAGAAUGCUGGGAGAUUUCCUGGUGGCUGUCAACGAUUACCAAGAAGCCAUGGAUCAGUACAGCAUAGCGCUAAGCCUGGAUCCCAAUGACCAGAAGUCUUUAGAAGGCAUGCAAAAGAUGGAGAAGGAGGAGAGCCCCACAGACGCCACGGUGGAGCUGGACGGUGACGACAUGGAGGGCAGCGGGGAGGACGGCGAUCUGGAGGGCAGCGACAGCGAAGCGGCACAGUGGGCCGAUCAGGAACAGUGGUUUGGUAUGCAGUGACCCCGAUCCCCCCCACCCCACCCCCC